Carassius gibelio (silver crucian carp) is the source of this 4614-nucleotide messenger RNA. Its product is annotated as calcium-dependent secretion activator 1-like. The transcript has 31 exons. Gene Ontology annotation, biological process: positive regulation of exocytosis; dense core granule exocytosis; synaptic vesicle exocytosis. NCBI's taxonomy places the organism in Eukaryota, Metazoa, Chordata, Actinopteri, Cypriniformes, Cyprinidae. The coding region runs from base 301 to 4089 and encodes 1262 amino acids. The record is from RefSeq and is a predicted model, not a curated record. Gene Ontology annotation, cellular component: glutamatergic synapse.
ACGUCAAUGAGCCCCUCCCCCUACAGCUUCAGUUCAGAACCACGGUCAGCUCUCAGCGCGCGCUGAUCUCAUUGUCACUUUAUAGUCGGUAGAAAGACUGCCAGAGGAAACCAGCAAAACAGCAGCAGUGGAUUGUUUUUCCGACACUCCCCGUGUUAUCUUCCAUUAAAUCCGUUAUGGUAAACGGAGAGUUAAACGAAAAAAACACGUAAGCAGCAACAAUUUAAUUCGGUAGACGACUGCUGGCGGUUGGAGCAGCUUUUUCUCUCGCGCUGAGGAGAAGCAAGAACUUGCGUUGAAAUGUUGGACCCAUCCUCCAGCGAGGAGGAGGCGGAUGAGGUUGUGGAAGAGGAGCGCAAAGUGGUGGCUGCGCCCAAGGCUGGUGGUCCUCGGGUGUCUCCAAGCAGGUCCAGCGAAAGCUCUGGUGGUUUACAGCCAAGCCGAAUCGCUAAUGCCCGACCAACGAGCCCGAGCCCCUCAGUGGCGAUCGAGAAUGAAAAGGAUGAAUUAGAAAAGAUGCAAAGGGAAGAAGAGGAGAAAAAGAAGAGGCUUCAGCUUUACGUAUUUGUGAUGCGCUGUAUUGCUUAUCCGUUUAAUGCGAAGCAGCCGACCGACAUGGCGAGACGACAGCAAAAGAUCAGCAAGCAACACCUUCAGACAGUUAAAGAUCGUUUCCAGGCCUUCCUGAGUGGAGAUACUCAGAUUGUAGCCGAUGAAGCCUUCAUCAAUGCUGUCCAAAGUUACUACGAGGUGUUCCUUAAAAGCGACCGUGUGUCUCGUAUGGUCCAAAGCGGUGGCUGCUCCGCCAGUGACUCCCGUGAGGUCUUCAAGAAGCACAUCGAGAAACGUGUCCGCAGCCUGCCAGAGAUUGAUGGUUUGAGCAAGGAGACGGUCCUGAGCUCGUGGAUCGCCAAGUUCGAUACCAUCUACAGGGGAGAGGAAGACCCACGCAAACACCAGCAGCGCAUGACAGCCAGCGCUGCCUCCGAGCUCAUUCUCAGCAAGGACCAGCUGUAUGAGAUGUUUCAACAGAUUCUUGGCAUUAAGAAGUUCGAGCACCAGCUACUGUAUAAUGCUUGUCAGUUGGAUAAUCCUGAUGAACAGGCUGCCCAGAUCAGAAGAGAGCUGGAUGGAAGACUCCAAAUGGCUGAUCAGUUCACAAAAGCUGGCAGGUUCCCUAAGUUUGUGUCCAGGGACAUGGAGGCCAUGUACAUUGAGGAGCUGAAGUCAUCAGUGAACCUGCUGAUGGCUAAUCUGGAGAGCAUGCCGGUGUCAAAAGGAGGAGAUUUUAAACUGCAGAAGCUCAAGAGAGGCCAUAACACCUCCAUCAUGGACAUGGGCCAGGAGGACGAGAAUCAGCUCUCCAAGUCUGACGUAGUUUUGUCUUUCACACUGGAGGUGGUGAUUAUGGAGGUACAGGGUCUAAAGUCUUUAGCACCAAACCGGAUUGUUUACUGCACCAUGGAAGUGGAAGGCGGACAGAAACUUCAGACCGACCAGGCAGAGGCCUCCAAACCAACUUGGGGUACUCAAGGAGACUUCACCACCACUCACCCACUUCCAGCUGUAAAGGUGAAACUCUUCACAGAGAGUACAGGAGUGCUGGCACUGGAGGACAAAGAGCUGGGACGGGUUGUGUUGCAUCCAACACCCAAUAGUCCCAAACAAUGUGAGCUCCAUAAAAUGACUGUUGCCAAAGGUUGCCCAGAUGGCCUGAAGAUCAAAUUGGCUGUGCGUAUGGACAAACCACAGAACAUGAAGCACUGUGGUUACCUUUGGGCCAUUGGGAAAAACCUGUGGAAAAGAUGGAAGAAGAGGUUCUUCGUCUUGGUUCAGGUGAGCCAGUAUACUUUUGCCAUGUGUAGCUACAGGGAGAAGAAAGCAGAACCUGUUGAACUUCUCCAACUGGAUGGAUACACUGUGGAUUACACCGACCCUCAGCCAGGUCUGGAUGGUGCUCGGACAUUCUUCAAUGCUGUGAAAGAGGGAGACACUGUGAUCUUCGCCAGCGAUGAUGAGCAAGAUCGAAUCCUGUGGGUUCAAGCGAUGUAUCGUGCCACAGGCCAGUCCCACAAACCUGUGCCCCCGACCCAGGUGCAGAAACUCAACGCCAAAAAAGGGACAGCACCACAGCUUGAUGCUCCCAUCUCUCAGUUCUAUGCAGACCGAGCACAGAAACAUGGAAUGGAUGAGUUCAUCUCGGCUAACCCCUGCAAUUUUGACCACUCUUCGCUGUUCGAGACGGUUCAGCGGUUGACACUGGACCACAGACUCAAUGAUUCAUACUCCUGUUUGGGUUGGUUCAGUCCAGGUCAGGUUUUCGUAUUAGAUGAGUACUGUGCCAGGUACGGAGUGCGAGGGUGUCACAGGCACCUGUGUUACCUGAAUGACCUGCUGGAGAGAGCAGAGAAAGGGUCCAUGAUCGACCCCACACUACUGCACUACAGCUACGCCUUCUGCGCCUCUCACGUUCACGGCAACAGGCCUGAUGGAAUCGGUACUGUCACAGUAGAAGAGAAGGAACACUUUGAGGAGAUCAAAGAACGACUCCGCGUGCUGCUCGAAAACCAGAUCACACACUUCAGGUAUUGCUUUCCAUUUGGACGCCCAGAAGGAGCCUUAAAAGCCACGUUGUCACUGCUUGAGAGGGUUUUAAUGAAGGACAUUGUGACACCUGUACCUCAGGACGAGGUGAAGGCAGUGAUUCGUAGAUGUCUGGAGCAGGCAGCUUUAGUCAACUACCAGCGUCUCUCAGAAUAUGCCAAGGUGGAAGGGAAAAAGAGAGAAAUGUAUGAGCAUCCUGUCUUCUGUUUGGCGUCACAAGUGAUGGAUUUAACAAUUCAAAAUGUAGGGCGCUUAAUCACACCUGCCAAAAGGCUUGAGGACACGCUCCGUCUGGCCGAGCUGGUCAUAGAGGUUCUCCAGCAGAAUGAGGAACAUCACGCAGAGGCCACACGCCCAAGUACGGGAGGUCAGGCGGGUAAAGAGGCAUUUGCAUGGUGGUCAGAUCUGAUGGUUGAACAUGCCGAGACAUUUCUGUCUCUAUAUGCUGUGGACAUGGACGCGGCACUGGAGAUCCAACCACCAGACAGCUGGGACAGCUUCCCUCUCUUUCAGCUUCUCAACGACUUCCUGCGCAUUGACUAUAAUUUAUGUAAUGGGAAGUUUCAUAAGCACCUUCAAGACCUGUUUGCCCCUCUAGUGGUGAGGUAUGUGGAUCUCAUGGAGUCCUCCAUAGCUCAGUCCAUACACAGAGGAUUUGAACGAGAGUCUUGGGAACCUGUCAAGAGUUUAACGAGUAAUCUACCCAGUGUCAACCUACCAAAUGUGAAUCUACAAAUGCCUAAAGUACCAAAUCUACCAUUGUCAGUUAAUCUGCCACCAAUGCAAAUGCCUAGCUUUUCCACCCCCAACUGGAUACCGGGUUUAUCUGAUACUGAUAAUGGUUCGGGGACUUCUGAAGAUUUGUUUUGGAAGCUGGAUGCAUUGCAGACAUUCAUCAGAGACCUGCACUGGCCUGAAGAGGAGUUCGCCAAACACCUGGAGAGCCGACUCAAACUCAUGUCCAGUGACAUGAUUGAGUCCUGUGUAAAAAGGACCAGAGCAGCCUUCGAGGUGAAGUUGCAGAAGAGUCCACGCACUACAGACUUUCGUGUACCUCAGUCCAUAUGCACCAUGUUCAAUGUUAUGGUGGACGCCAAGGCCCAGUCGGCCAAACUAUGUGCCAUGGAGCUCAGCCAAGAGUUUGUUAGAGAAUGGAGACAGUACCACUCGCAAAUUGACAAUCUCAUCGAGGAGACGGUGAAAGAAAUGAUUACUUUACUUGUGGCAAAGUUUGUUGUGAUCCUAGAGAGUGUUCUGGCAAAGUUGUCACGUUAUGAUGAGGGCACACUUUUUUCCUCCUUCCUGUCAUUUACAGUAAAAGCUGCUUCAAAAUAUGUGGACGUACCUAAACCUGGGAUGGAUGUUGCCGACAGCUAUGUGACAUUCGCUCGUCACUCUCAGGAUGUCUUGCGGGACAAGGUCAAUGAGGAGAUGUAUAUAGAAAGGUUGUUUGAUGUAAGUAAUGGCUGUCUUCUCCUUCGGUGAAGGGGGAGGCCCUCCAAAAUGUGACAUAACAGCCAGCUAGGAGGGAUAAGUCACAUUUUGAGACCCUGCUUCUCUCUCUUUCUCAGUUAAUUUCUCGAUCUUUUAAUCUUUGACUUCAACUUUCUCUCUUGCACUGCUUCUUUAGCUUAACCUUUCCACUCUGCAGUGCUGUGUGUGUUCCUGAAUGUUCUGGCUGUAAUAUUCCCUUUGCUCUGCUCGUUAUUCCCUUUUUUUUGUGAACUGUUAUUUUUCUCUGCUCGUUAUUCUUAGUGCAACAUUUUUGAGGAGGAUUAUCUUAAGAUGUGUUCUCACAGAAAGGGGCAUGCAGAUGUAUAUGCUUAAGUAGUUCAAGCUACCUACAACAAACUGCAGUUAAAGAGAGAAACUGAGAAUCUACAGAUGUUUACAUAGCCCUAGAUAGAGAUAUACAGAAGCCCUAAGUGGACAGGCUUGUUUUGUCAUGAUCACAAUUUCCUUGUAAUCUCGGUAUUCAAAAAUCCCCCUAGAUCUCAACACAUGAUUUGG